AGAAUUAAUCAUUGGGAUCAUGAAAUUGAGACUACUGUCUGCCUGACAGACAAUUACCUCAUGCUUAUUAAUUUUAAUUUUAUCAAUGAAGAAUGUACAGCCAAUCGGAUUGCUUUAAAGUCUAUCAAAACUAUACGCAUUGGUAAUCUUCUACAACCGAAUUGGUCUGUAUUACCCGAACGUAAUUAUGGUGCUGUCCAACUGAUUUGGGGUGAUAUUCAACAAACAAAAUGGUUAGAUCGUUGGAAUCCAGUGUCAAAAGAUGUUCCAAUGACAAUAUUACAUCAUCACCCGUGUUAUUAUUCACCUGAACUAUUACCGAAUAAAGAUCUAUUCGAUGUUGAUCUGGCACUGUCAACUAUUUCCACUACAUUGUCUACAUUAGGUGUUGAGGUGGCAGUUGAAUAUGCCAAUAUUUGUUUAAAUUCACAUGUCAACUUCUUCACUGUCGUCUAUAAUCAAAGUAAUCUGGGCUUCUGUAAAGAUCGUAAUGGUGUCAGCUUUUAGAAAGACAAAAAAAGACAACGUGUAGCUGUCGUCGUUUUCGUUAUCUUAGUCGUUGUCCUUUUCCUCGCAAUACACACACACACACACAUAUCAUAGAGCUUUAUUCAUCAUUUUGUGAUGAUACUCAGGGAUUACAAUCCUCCGUGAACACGCAUUCACAAACACACACAAACACCUAAACAUGCACAUAUCAGUGAGUAUUUUGUUUUGUUUUACGUUUGACUUGUUUUUCAAUUUAUAAUUAUUAUUGUUGUUGUCGUUGCCUUUAUUUCUCCUUCCCUCCCUCCCUCCCUCCCUCGCUCGCUCUCUCUUUCUUUCUCAGGGACAAUCAAUUUUAUCGAUUUUUUUUGUUUUCACUGAUUGAUUUUUUCUAUUGAGUAUCAUUUUGCACACUUUUUCUAUAUAUUCUUUAUUUACUACAAUCAUAAUAUAUCACCCUAGAUUAGAAUUGAUUAGAUUAGAUUGCAUAAUAAUAAUUGGUGACACUUUAUGACAGGCUGUGACAAGAUAUUAUAUAUAUAUAUAUAUACAUUAGACAAAAUAAACUAUUGAUGUAAUUGGGCGCCAAAAACAAGUUGAGUACUUCUCUUCUCGUCACUCGGUUGUUGUAAAUUGAACAAGGACAAAAAAGUGUUUAGCCGACUGCAUACAUUACCAAAAAAACAACAACAAAAAAAGAGCUUAUGUCAUCAUCCUACUGUGUCUGUUAACAAAGUUAUUGAUACAAAGGAUGGAUGGAAGGAAGAAACUGUGAGAAGUUAAAUGCCCAAUCGAAAUACUAGGGUGUGUUUUGAUGUUGUUGGUGGUGGUGGUGGUCCAUUGGCUAUAAAUGCUGCGUGUGUUUAUGCCAAUCAAGGGAACUCCCGGUUGGUUGGCAGUAAAUCCGUGAUACAGGAGAGGAGGGGAGAACUUGGGAGUAAAUAUUAUGCAGCUACUAGUACUAGCGAGAUUUUGAAAGCGCUCUUGAAGUCACACAAAACGCAUGAUUGACUAUUUCUAACAGUUAAUUAGACAAGUAUUCUUGAAAAAGUCCAGGUGGAGGACGACGAUCUCGAAGUUUAAGACUAUUUGGUUACAAGAAAAAACAAGGUUGAAUUGGACUGGAAUAAAAAAUCUAGUCUUUCACCUUGAUAGUUCCUUCCUCACCUCUAUCAAUAACUCUGUUGUUCAGGGUAAGCGAUUUGAGAAUAUCGUCGAAAUACUAACACACUCACAUACACACAAGUGAAGUACAAAUGUGAUCAAAUUUGAGUGUCAGUCAACUUACUGUGCCAUAUUGAUUGGUGUUCUCUUUGACUUUUGCUUUGUAUAAACAGUGGCGUCUUUGUGUUUGUGUGGUUCCCAGCUUUUCUCUCUCUCUCUCUCCUCUGCCUGCCACCUGCUACCUACUUCACUGCUGUACAUCUUACGCGUCUCCAGUAUCAUUGUGAUUAAGAUUCUGUGCUGUUUUUUUCUGCGUGUUUGUUCAUGCUUUCUACUCAUGUAAUAAUAAUAAUAUUCUAACAUCGUUGAGACACCCCACCGUUGUCUUUCUGUUCUCUUUUCUAUUAUUAAAUUGCACAAUCAUUAGUACAAAAAAUAAAUAUUGAUUUUGUUUUUGUUUGUUUUUUUUGCUGUGAAUUGUAUGUUUAAUGCUGGCUGGUAUUUGUUUAGCCAAUACUUGAUGUAUUCUUCAUAUCUCUUGUCUAAUUAUGUUUCUAAUGCAUACGAAUUAAAUGUGGCUGCG
Molecule: messenger RNA, 2233 nt
Organism: Trichobilharzia regenti
Lineage: Eukaryota; Metazoa; Platyhelminthes; Trematoda; Strigeidida; Schistosomatidae
Source: the annotation of a GenBank genome assembly